AUGUCUACAGAAUUAGAUUUGCAAAUGAUGCUAUUUGAUCAAUUUCUAAACAGUUCAGAAGCCACAUUGGCCAUUCAAGACACGAGUAUUACGUCAGGGGAUGAAUACGAACAAGCGAAGGACUCAUUUUCCUCACCUCCACUAUUUGCAUCAGACAUGCUGGAUAUGUCGUCGCUAAAUAUGGACUUGUCCUCGACCGACACUACCGCUACAAACACAACUGUCACGACCCCAAGUCAAGACAAUAUACUAUUUAAUGAAAAGUUUCUGGAGUUCAAUUUCACACAAUUUGACUUCAGCAACAAUAGCAACUAUAAAAAGAACAGCUCCCUACAAAAUGCAACACCUUCACCACUACAUAUAAAUGAAGAGGUGAGCAGCCAAAUUCAGAAUGCUGAUCCUAUCGAUCUGAAUAAUCUAUUAAAUUUGAACCCAGACAUGUUUGUGCCUUCACCAACCUCGGGCUCGAUGAACGCUUCACCUCUUUCCACUAACAACAACAGCAACAACUAUGCGUCGAGUGCUGCCACACCGAUCUCUAGCUUAUCUAAGAAGAGAUCAAAAUCGCUAACGGCUACACAAAACAAUAGAGGCUCCAUUCCUAAAAUUAGAGGUAGGAAGCCAUCUCUGCUUUUUGAUGACGCCAAAAUCUUCAAGUGUGAUAUGUGCGAAAGACGAUUUAAGAGACAAGAACACUUAAAGAGACAUGUAAGCUCUUUACACAUGGGGGAGCGCCCAUACUCAUGUGACAUCUGUUUGAAGUCUUUCAGCAGAAGUGACAACCUUAAUCAACACAAAAGAACACACAACAACCCACACCCAAAUAAAAGACGUACUUCCUCUUCUGCAACAGCACCUGAGAAAACUACACCAGCUCACUCUAAUGAAGAUGACUUAAAAUAG
Messenger RNA from Nakaseomyces glabratus, 903 nucleotides. Its product is annotated as C2H2-type zinc finger protein. Gene Ontology annotation, molecular function: RNA polymerase II cis-regulatory region sequence-specific DNA binding; DNA-binding transcription factor activity, RNA polymerase II-specific. Gene Ontology annotation, biological process: regulation of transcription by RNA polymerase II. NCBI's taxonomy places the organism in Eukaryota, Fungi, Ascomycota, Saccharomycetes, Saccharomycetales, Saccharomycetaceae. The record is from RefSeq and is a predicted model, not a curated record.